Messenger RNA from Megachile rotundata (alfalfa leafcutting bee), 1443 nucleotides. Its product is annotated as dolichyldiphosphatase 1. The record is from RefSeq and is a predicted model, not a curated record. Gene Ontology annotation, molecular function: dolichyldiphosphatase activity. NCBI's taxonomy places the organism in Eukaryota, Metazoa, Arthropoda, Insecta, Hymenoptera, Megachilidae. Gene Ontology annotation, biological process: protein N-linked glycosylation; lipid biosynthetic process. Gene Ontology annotation, cellular component: intracellular membrane-bounded organelle; endoplasmic reticulum membrane.
UACGUAAAGUAUGCAUCAUAUGCAACGUGAAGAAAAGCACGCGUAAUAAAAUAUCAAUAUAUGAAUUUAUCUUAUCUGUACAAAUAAAGAUUUUUUAUUAUAAUACACUUCGUUUUACAAGAGAUUACACUCUCUAAAAAAUGAUUUGAGCAUUUCGUCACAUCAGGGAAAUCCUCGGUUUCCAUUACAGCAGAAGAUGUACCAGAUGUAACCGUAGUUUCCAUGAUUGUUGCUGCGCGGUGAGUUGUCCGAGUUAUGGUCACUUCAAAAAUUUCGAUAACAUGGCAUCGUUUGACGACAAAUUGUUUCAUGAAGUUAAAUCACGACUCAUAGAUACUGUCGAAAAUCCAGAAUGGAUUCCUUUAUCUCUUACUUUAGUCGAAUACCCCCAAGGUGAUGUAUUUGGAAAACUAUUAGCUCUAAUAAGUUUGAUACCAUUUGCUAUUAUAACUGGUUUCAUAACUUUGAUUCUCUUUAGAAGAGACUUGCACACAAUUGCAUUUUUUAGUGGAGUUAUAAUUAAUGAAUUUAUAAAUUUUAUAUUGAAACAUACAAUAUGCGAAGCAAGACCAAUGAGACGAGAUAGUGUUUCUGUUGAAUAUGGUAUGCCUUCAAUGCAUGCACAAUUUAUGUGGUUUUUUGCUGCAUAUAUCACACUUUUUAUAUGCAUCAGGUUACACUAUAACAAUAAUAGCAGUAUUUUAGAAAGAUUUUGGAGAAUUACCAUUAUAGCUGCUUCUAUAAUUACUGCUAUUUUAGUGACUUACAGUAGGGUUUACUUAUUGUAUCAUUCUAUUUCUCAAGUCCUGUGUGGUGCAUUUGUAGGAAUUAUAUUGGGAAUAGUAUGGUUCAUAGUUACGCAUGUAGUCCUUACACCGAUGUUUCCUAUGAUUGUUUCAUGGCGGAUAUCGGAGUAUUUACUAUUACGUGACACAACGUUAAUUCCUAAUAUUCUUUGGUUCGAAUAUACGAAUAUUCGUACAGAAGCACGAGCGCGCUCCCGGAAACUCGUGUCAAUGAAAUCGCAAUGACGGUUAAUGUCUGGCCAAUGGGCUGAUAGUAAAUAGAAUACAAACAUUAAGAAAAAACUGAUACCAUUCCUUCAGCUAAAUGAAACUUAAAAAUUCAACCUUCGUUUGGCUCAAAGAAAUGACUAUAAAUAGUCAGCGACGAAAAAUAAUGUCACUGAUAAUACUUACAUGCAUAAGAUAUUAGUACAAAUUUUGCAUACGAAUUUUCGCAUUAUUAAAACUAACUUUUAUAACUUUACAUAAACUAUUUAUAGUCCAUAUUUAAUGAAUCACUUCGCUAUCUCGUUGAUUUCAUGAUAUUGUUAUCUUAUAGAUAUUAUCUAUAAAAGACCAGUCAAUGAGCUAUGGUUAAUUUAAAAAAAUCAAACCUAGUGCAAUAACAUAAUGAAAUAUGAUAUUGACUACUGUUAAU